AAUCAGUUGGUGUCAGUCAGCUGCAGCAACAGGCCAAAAAGGUAUUUUUCUCUCAGGAGUGGCACAGAAUUAGCUCUGUUGGUCAGUUUAUAAUUAGGCACUUGCACCUAACAGUAUUCUUUCUGUUGGAUUUUUAUAGUUUUGUCUCUCCUUUUUUAAAUGUGAAAAAUAAUCAGGCUUAAAAUAAAAUAAUGUAAAAACAAAAUCAAAAUUACCCUGGAAAGAGUGCUUAUAAAAAGAGAAAAUCCUUGCCAGAGGGAUGCCACAAGCCACAGAAAGCCCAGCCUCAGGCCUCCCUUUUCCGCAGCUACUCAGAGGUUAACCAGGGUCUGGAAGCAAACAGCUUGAAGGAGCCCAGCUUAGUGCCUGGGUGUCUCAGGCUGUCCCAGGGACCGCCAGCCUAAUGCCCUUCCAGCAGCCCUUCCCUCCCUCCCUCCCUCCCAAAGGCGAUGCCAGGCAAACAGAGCCAGCCCUCGCCCUCCCCGCGCAGCAGGGAGCCCGCUACGGCACACACCGGACCCGUGCUGGGCUCGGGACCUCGCAGAAGAGGGUGUUUCGCUGCAGACGGGCGCAGAGCCAUGUGUAUAUAAAGCCAGGCGGCGGGCUGGGGAGGCUGCCUAAGCACAACCGCACCUCGGCUCGCUCGGCAGCCCAGCGGCUGAACCCCGGCGCACCGGAGCGUGACAGCGACCUGCCCAUGGGCUCCCGCCUGCUGCUGGCACUGCUGCUGCUCCAGGCAGUUUGGAAAGGUGCUCUGGGAAAAUCCCAUUCACUGCACACCCGAGGAAUCAUUGAAUUGGCAGGAGCUAUAUCGUGUGGUACAGGACGGUCUCCCUUGGCGUAUAUUGGCUACGGAUGCUACUGUGGACUGGGAGGACAUGGCUGGCCUAAAGAUAAAACAGACUGGUGCUGCCACAGGCAUGACUGCUGCUAUGACAAGGCAGAGAAGGAAGGCUGCAGCCCCAAGGUGCAGCGCUACCAGUGGGCAUGUGAGCAGAACGCUGUGCAGUGUGAUAACCUGACAGAUCGGUGUGAAAAAAUGGUGUGCCUAUGUGACCAAGAGGCAGCCAAGUGUUGGGGAGCAGCCCCAUACAACCCACACUUUGUCCUCUGGCCAGACUUUUUAUGUGGACAGACUCAUCCCACCUGCCAUUUUGGAUAUGGGGGGCCAGAGUAGGUUUUUUUAGGACCUUUCUUAUAACCCUUUGAAUCUGAAGGCACUGGAAUAAAAUUUUACCUUUUUUACCAGGGAUAACAA
Messenger RNA from Pezoporus occidentalis (night parrot), 1258 nucleotides. Its product is annotated as phospholipase A2-like. Lineage: Eukaryota; Metazoa; Chordata; Aves; Psittaciformes; Psittacidae. Gene Ontology annotation, molecular function: phospholipid binding; calcium ion binding. Bases 404 to 1177 code for a protein of 257 amino acids. The transcript has 4 exons. Gene Ontology annotation, biological process: arachidonate secretion; lipid catabolic process; phospholipid metabolic process. The record is from RefSeq and is a predicted model, not a curated record.